Colias croceus (clouded yellow) is the source of this 3448-nucleotide messenger RNA. RefSeq names its product putative inorganic phosphate cotransporter (gene Picot). Gene Ontology annotation, biological process: transmembrane transport; monoatomic anion transport. Lineage: Eukaryota; Metazoa; Arthropoda; Insecta; Lepidoptera; Pieridae. The coding region runs from base 208 to 1752 and encodes 514 amino acids. Gene Ontology annotation, molecular function: transmembrane transporter activity. The record is from RefSeq and is a predicted model, not a curated record. The transcript has 11 exons.
UUACUACGGCAGUCGAGUAUAGCCUUCUACGCAUUGAGCACGCCCCGCCAAUCUCUCAACAUGACGCUCUGACGCGAAUUCAUUUACGACAAUUUAAAUGUUACAAACGCCCAUAAAAAAUAUCGGCCAGAAAUAAGUGCGUGUGACACGUUCCUUUUUUAAAUUUGUUUGUUUUUUUUUUCUUUAUUUUCCAAACGGACUGUGAUAAUGGGUUUGAAAUCGGAAGAUGACAAACAGCCCAGCAAAUUGGCGAUCAUGGAUGACAUUUCGGAUUCGCCACGUGGCCUGGGCACGCGGCACUGGGUGACGUUCAUGCUGUUCCUCGGAAUGGCCAACGCAUACAUCAUGAGGACGAACAUGUCCGUCGCGAUCGUGGCGAUGGUGAACCACACCGCGCUGCCCGUCGACAAGGAGGCUAUGGACACUGAGUGCGGGGCUGUUGAUGGCAAUUCUACUAAGGAGGUGUUAACUCAAGAUGGCCAAUUUAUUUGGAGUUCCACACUCCAAGGCUAUAUUCUUUCAUCAUUCUUCUAUGGAUAUGUUAUUACUCAGAUUCCCUUUGGUAUUCUGUCCAAAAGGUUCGGAGCCCGUCUGUUCCUCGGCGUGGGAAUGUUGAUCAACUCCGUUUUUGGUCUGCUAGUGCCAGUGGCAGCUGAAGCUGGCUACGGUUGGCUCAUUCUGGUCAGAUUCAUUCAGGGUUUGGGAGAGGGUCCCAUAGUGCCGUGUUCACACGCGAUGUUGGCAAAAUGGAUUCCGCCUAACGAAAGGAGUCGGAUGGGAGCAGCUGUAUAUGCCGGUGCCCAAUUCGGCACAGUAAUCUCCAUGCCGCUGUCCGGUCUUCUAUCAGCAUACGGUUUCGCCGGCGGCUGGCCUUCCAUCUUCUACGUGUUUGGGCUAAUCGGCACAGUUUGGUGCAUAGCCUUCCUGCUGUUUGUAUCUGAGGACCCAGAACAGUGUCCAGGUAUCAAGGAGGCUGAGAAGAAGUAUAUUUUGAACUCGUUGUGGGGCGCUGCUGGUUCUAGCUCACCACCAAUCCCCUGGAGCAAGAUCCUCAUGUCCAUGCCAUUCUGGGCCAUCAUGUUGGCCCACAUGGGACAGAACUACGGGUACGAAACGCUGAUGACAGAACUGCCGACGUUCAUGCGGCAAGUGCUGCACUUCUCUAUCAAGGAUAACGGUUUCGUCUCAGCGCUCCCAUACCUCUGCAUGUGGUUGUUCUCAAUGUUCAUCUCCGUUGUCGCCGACUGGAUGUUGUCCAGCGGUAGAUUCAACCAUACACAAGUCAGGAAGAUUAUCAACAGUAUUGGUGAAUACGGUCCAGCCAUAGGUCUAUUCAUAGCGGCCAACACAGGCUGUGAUCCCGCCGCAACCGUCGCCAUACUCGCUGUAGGUGUUGGUCUCAACGGUGGUAUCUACUCCGGUUUCAAGGUGAACCACUUGGACAUUUCACCGCGUUUCGCUGGAAUCCUGAUGGCAUUCACCAACUGCCUCGCCAACUUGACCGGUCUACUGGCUCCCAUCGUGGCUGGAUAUAUUAUCGAAGGAAAGCCAACACAAGCACAAUGGAGGAAAGUGUUCUACAUCGCGGGCGGAGUCUACAUAUUCUGUGCGACGUUCUACAAUCUAUUCGGUUCAGGAAGGCGACAGGAUUGGGACAACCCCGCCGAAGACGAAGCGAUCGCUAAGAAAGCCGCAGAUAAAAAAGCAAUGAAGAGGGCCAAAAACGAGAAUACAGCGGAGACCGCGCAAUAGAUUAAAAAAGCUCGGCGGACAUGACAGAUCGACGAAAAAAUGGACACAUGACAGCUGUCAAAAUAUCGGAGGGAAUUUUUUCUUUUUUUUUUGAAGAUAUACUUUUUCUGUGUGGUUUCGAAAUUUAAAAAAAUAUUUUCAUGAUUGUCACGUUCGCCUUAGCUGAUAGUGAUACGAGUUGCAAAGUUUUAGAGCUUUUAGGUGAGACUGUUAGCUAAUUAUUUUCUUUACUUCUUCUCUUCCUUUCAAGUGUAACGUAUUUUACGAUAAUGCUCUCUCGUUCCAUCGUAUUAAAAUACUACGGUAGAAUGAGAGAACAUGAUGAGAACCAUCUUUCUGUACUCUUAAUUUAAAUUUUUUAGCUGUGAAGCUAAGAUUCUUUAUAGAACAGCAUUUAAAUCAAAAUUAUUAUCUACUGUCAAUGCUUCAGAAAAAUCAGACGUUACAUUUGUCUAUGCAUACAGUCUAUAACCUGGUCAAUGUGUUUUGUUCACAAAAUACAUGAAAGACGCACAUCAUUGGGGCUGUGAUAUCUUGAGUAGUUCUUUGGACUCGUAUCAUGAUUAUUUAUUAAAUUAAUUUAGUAUUUAUAUGUAAAAGUAUUAUAACGCUUGAGUGUGUAGACGAAUGCGAGGUGUGUGUUAAUAAAAAUGAACUUUUGCUAUUGGUAACUUUGUAAUCAAAGCUUUAGGCCGCUAUUAUAUCAUAGAAAAUUUGUCUAUGAUGUCUUACUAGCGAAUAAAAAUUGAAAACCAUUUUAAUAUACAAUGGUUAUAUAAAUAUAAUAUGAGCCUAAAAGUUCAUUGAAUAUUAACACAAUAAUUUGUUAAGUAAGUGACAAUGGGUCCAACUGUUUUAAUGUUACCGUCCAAGCCAGUGAAUUUUCACAAUCCUUGCACUAUUCAAUUUAAAGAUCAAAAUUAAAUGUUACCUAUUCGGACUAUAAAUAAUUAACAGUGUGGAUUUUGAUAAAAUAUGCAGUUACUCGAAUACAAAAAUUUUGAGCAACACGAAUUUUUUCAAACUUAGUAGAUUUUUUAAGAAACUAUUUUUUUAAAAAUAUACGAACUACGGAGCCAUUUUUUAUUGUACUGCACAAAGGUUUUUGCGCCACGACCAAAAAUAAUAUUGUAAAGUAUCAUUUCGUGUUGCUCCACACUCUUAACCAUAGACUAAAAAUUUUAAAUUUCGAAUUACGAACUCUACAGUCUGUGCUCUUGAGUUAGUGCCAAACGGUAAUUACCUAUUAUUUGAAUUUAUUUUUAAUGUUUAGUAUUCGCUUUAUGCAAAUGUUAAUGCGUUAGUUAUGCAGAUAAUAUAAGAUGUAAAUUAUUUAUCGUUUUAGUUUUAUUUUACGCAUACCGUGCUCGGAGCUGAUGUGAUCAUAUUGUUAGUGUAUUUAAGCUAAGUUUAGCUUAUGAUAUGCUAAAUUACCGUAGACAAAUUUUAUAUUCAUUUUAGGAUUUUGUCAUAGACAUAAAAUAUAUUCUAAAAUAGAGCUUUGUACCAAUUUAUAGUAUUAAAAUAUAUCUUCUGAAAUUGCCAAUGACAGGCAAUAAGAGUGCCUCGUAAUAAUAUUGUCGUCCAAAACUAUUUAAACUAGCCGUGUUAAACAUGGCGCAACAAUUCUGUAUAAUUCCUGUAACUAUUUAAAUGCUUUUAAAUUUUUCAAGAAAAUAAACGAGGUUUUUAAGUA